AUGGCUGACGAAGAAAUUGACAUGAAUAAACUUGCGACAGAAUGGGUGGCUGGACUCAACAGCGCUGCUGCUGAAGGCGACAUUGCCAAGUUCGCUCAACAAUUCGUAGCAGUUGGCUGGCUUCGUGAUCACCUCUGUUUCUCCUGGGACUUCAGAUCCAUCUCCAGCCGCUCUGCCAUAGAAUCCUUCCUCUCCGAGUGCGACAAUCCCUUCAGCACAGGCUCUGAGACUAAGCGCCGCUUUGACACCACCGGAAUCCACGACAUCGUCCUCGACACCCAAUCGUCACUGGGCCCGCCGGAGAAAUUCCCCCUCCCACACGACCCGUCCAAGUUCGGCAUCCAAGGCGCGCUCACGUUCUCCCUGCGCUCUCCACACGCACGUGGGCGUGGCUUCUUCCGCCUCGUGCAAUCCCCUGAAGCCGAUGGCGAAUGGAAGGCAAUGACACUGUAUACAGUGCUGCACGACCUCGUAGGCCACGAGGAGCCGACUGAACGUCCUCGCGGGAAGUCGCUGGAUCCGAAUGCAGCGACCAAUGCGAGGGAAGAAAAAGCGAAGGAGGUGGAGGCUAUUGAGAGCGAUCCAACGGUCUUAAUAGGUUGUGCGCUUAUACUCAUGUAUGUUUUUGAAGUGGGUGCGGGCCAUAAUGGGCUGAUGCAAGCAGCUCGUCUCCGGCGCAUGGGAAUUCGUGCCCUCGUUGUUGAGAAGACGCCUCGCGUCGGAGACGUGUGGCGAAAUCGUGAGAACUUCCCCGAGUACAUCAGCGGCUCCCGCCUCGGUGACUUCAUGGAAUCGUAUGUUCUCCUCCAGGAGCUGCACGUCUGGACCUCAUCCACGCUCCUUUCUUCCCCGGAACCUGUAUACGACUCUGAGACUCGUCGAUGGACCGUCAUAGUUGAUCGAUCUGGCAACCAUGUCACGCUGCACCCGAAGUACAUUCUACUUGCUUUGACUACUGGUCGUCCAAAUAUCCCUGAAUUCCCUGGAAGGGAAGCGUUCAAGGGGGAGGUGUAUCAUACGGACUUGCAUAAGGGUGCGGGAAAGUGGAAGGGGAAGAAGGCGGUUGUUGUCGGAGCUGGAAACGCCUCGGGCGACAUAAUCCAAGACUUUGUGGCCAAUGGCGCAUCUGAGGUCACCGUUGUUCAGCGCAGCGCAAUAUUCCACCAGUCCCUUGCGACCUUUAACGCAACCUUCGCUGCCGACUACUUUGUGCCCGGCCGGCGCAUGGAGGACGCGGACCUUCUCGCGAACUCGCUACCGCCGCGCUUGAUCAUCGCCAUGAUGGAGGGCGGCCUGCUCGAGCACGUCAAGAGCAUGGACGCGGAUCUCCACAAGCGGCUGCAGGAAAAGGGGCUCAAGCUCACGUGGGAGUGUAACGGGAUGAAGGCGGGUGCGGCGGCGUUUAUUUUCGAGAUGCUUGCUGCGAAGACGAUACUCGAUACUGGGUUUGGAGAGCUCAUAGCCAACGGCACAGUAAAGGUCAAGCAAGGCGCUGAAGUCUCACACUUCGAAGAAGAAAGCUUGGUGCUCGUUGAUGGCACAAAGCUCCCUGCAGAUGUCGUCGUCCUGGCAACGGGCAAUCAGGCCAUCAUGGAAAGCAUUCACGCACUCAUGGGUCCAAACAUUGCCUCUAAAAUCGGCCCCCGUGUUUUUGGACUCGACUCCGUGGGUGAAAUGAAACGAUUCAACAGGCCAUCAGGACAACCUGGGCUGUGGAUUUGCCCGGGGGCGUUUUUCAUGGCGCGGUACUAUAGCAAGCUGGUGGUGCGUAACUAUGUUUCUUCUCGUCAAAAGACUUGGAGUGAUGAAAGGACGAUGCUUCAGGCACUGCAAAUCCUUGCAGAGGAGCUCGGCAUAAAGGGUCCGACGCCAGCUGUGGAUGGUGAGUUGUUGAUAGCUUCACUAGGGUUCAACGUUCAUGAGCUGAAUGAAAUCCCUUAG
This is a messenger RNA of Coniophora puteana RWD-64-598 SS2, 1941 nucleotides long. Its product is annotated as FAD/NAD(P)-binding domain-containing protein. The record is from RefSeq and is a predicted model, not a curated record. Gene Ontology annotation, molecular function: N,N-dimethylaniline monooxygenase activity; NADP binding; flavin adenine dinucleotide binding. The transcript has 9 exons. The coding region runs from base 1 to 1941 and encodes 646 amino acids. Lineage: Eukaryota; Fungi; Basidiomycota; Agaricomycetes; Boletales; Coniophoraceae.